Messenger RNA from Pocillopora damicornis (cauliflower coral), 3668 nucleotides. RefSeq names its product anaphase-promoting complex subunit 2. The record is from RefSeq and is a predicted model, not a curated record. Gene Ontology annotation, cellular component: anaphase-promoting complex. Lineage: Eukaryota; Metazoa; Cnidaria; Anthozoa; Scleractinia; Pocilloporidae. Gene Ontology annotation, biological process: metaphase/anaphase transition of mitotic cell cycle; protein K11-linked ubiquitination; ubiquitin-dependent protein catabolic process. Gene Ontology annotation, molecular function: ubiquitin protein ligase binding.
UAAGUGUUUUUGGUAGCUGGUUAUAUGUUUGUACCCAACAUGGAAAGUGAUAUCUUGAGAGUUAAGUGUCCUUGACAAUUGAAUGAAUUUGUAAAUAUUUACAAAUAUUCAGCCAGCAUAUGCAAUCUGACCCUAUUAAUUACUAGUUGACAGAAUUUCCUUUCAGCUGGACUUGGGAGUCUUUAAGUAGACUCUUGAUCCUAUCUUCUCUUCUUUAUGUAAAUUAGGUGGUAUUUCUUGUCUAGCAUAUGAAUGGUUAUCCAGCUGAUGAAUUAGCUGAUAAUUACUUAACAGCAGACAAGUGUCUAGCAGUAAAACCACUAUCCAGUAGAUCCAAUUAAAAUUCCAAGAAUAGUGUAUGAUCCAAAAGAAAUAGUGUGACACUUGGAAUUAAUAGCUCCCGCCAACAACAGAGAGGAAAGGAAAAUUACACGAUAGGAGUGUGCAAUCACAGGUGAUCUGUGUUAAGGCUACGAUGUACAAAGCAACAUCCUUUGAGGCGUGGCAACAAUUUUAUUCUUUGUGACAUGAUUUUUAGGUUCCUCAAAUUCAUGUUAGUUUGAAUUUGUAAAAUAAUGAAUCAAAUUUUUUACGAUUUAUCCACCACUUGAUAUGCCAUUUUUACUUUUUUCUGUGCAAGUUUUCCAAUUUCCCUAUGUUACCUUAGAAUUUGUCAAUUCAGUUUGACGACACUGAAGGCUAUUGGAGCUACUCGCCAAGAGACCUGAGUACUAGUAAUGCCAACGAAAACAACAUGGCGGCUGGCGGGAAUGUUGAAGUUGUUUGGAAAGCUCUAAUGAACUACUUGAUUCCCGAGUCUACUCAAGCACCAGAUUCUUUGGAGCAGUUUACUCAAAACCCUGACGUGUUUGUUCGAAUGCGAGACUGGUUUUUGGAAAAGUUCAAGAAAGAUUUGAAAGAUAAAUUUCGACCACAAUUUUGGUCCUAUGUCCAAGAAGACAAAGAGGUUGAAGCAAAAGGAUUUAACACCCUUCUAUGUGCAGUGGGAGAUCUCUAUAGAGGGUUAUCAGCAUACAGGCCAUUUGUAGAUCUUCUUCAAUCUUUGACAGGAUCACUUCCAUUAGGUGAUCUUAAUCUGCAGUUUGAAAGACUUGUGAGGGCUGUUAUCUUUUGUGAUAUACCUGAGCAUUUCAGAGGUAUCGUACAUGCAUCCUACACUCAAGCAUUUCAAGCAUACCAAAUCAAAAGCAGAAAGGAAAACAAAAUGGACACAUCAGGUGCUUCAUCACUAGGUGCUGAAGGUGAUGAUGAAGAUGAUGAUGUGGAAUCACUGACUUGCUCUGGUUGUUUUGAAGAGAAGGACUGUUGUCAUUGUGAAGACAUAAUUGAAGGAUUUUCACAGCUCAACAGCCAGUUCAGUUCACUUGGACUAAUAAAUAGAGUUGCUGAACCAGCUUUCCUGUCAGUCAUUCAUAAGGAGAUUCAAAGAAAAAUUGAUGAAAAGUGUAAAGGCGAAUUUGAGACAUCCUUUUUGUCUUCCUUGUUAAACUGGGUUGAUACUGAACUGUGUGGCUGGCUCUUGACAAUUUUUCAAUCUCAAGCGAAUGCUGACCCUAAGAAAAGUACUGAAGAGUUGUACAAGGAUGCAAUAAAAGGUGUGGACACAUCACUGGAUGCAUGGAAACCCAAACUGAAGUACUUCAUGUACAAGUCAUUUGCUGACCUCAGAAUCAGUGAAUUGUUCACCAUAAUAGUGGAAUAUCCAGACUCUCUCCCUACAAUUAAAGAUCUUAAGUCAUGUUUAGAAGUUACUGACCAAAGAAAAGAGCUCAUAUCAUCUCUCAGAUCUGCGUUUGAGAGACGUUUGCUUCAUCCUGGUGCCAACACAUCAGACAUUCUAACUCAGUGUGUGUCAGCCAUCAGAGCUCUCCAUGUACUAGAUCCAUCUGGAGUGAUUCUAGAACAUGUCUGUUUACCUGUCAGGCAAUAUCUCAGAACUCGUGAGGAUACUGUACGCUGUAUUGUGACAAGUUUGACAGACGACAGUAGCACAGAACUUGCAGAGGAAUUAAUGCGAGGAGAUCCGCGCACUAUUGAUGAUUUAGGCGCUUCUGAUAGUGAGGAUGAUGAUGACAAGUGGAUGCCAGCCCCAAGUGAUGCUGAUCCAGAUAAAAUAUUAAGUAGCAGGAAAGCACCAGACAUCAUUAGCAUGCUUGUCAACAUUUAUGGAAGUAAAGACCUGUUUGUGUCUGAGUAUCGCACACUCUUGGCUGAUCGCAUUCUAUCAACCUUUAACAAUGAUACUGAAAAAGAGCUUCGUUAUCUGGAGCUGUUGAAGCUCCGCUUCGGUGAAUCACACUUACACUUCUGUGAGAUUAUGUUGAAAGAUGUGGCAGACUCAAGAAGAAUUAAUUCUCAUAUUCAGGCAUCAGCCAAAAAUGCUGAUAAUAAAAAGGCAAAUGCUAUUCCCUUAACAUCCAUGGUUUUAUCUGCGGUAUUUUGGCCGGCAUUUCGGGAAGAGAAACUCAAAGUUCCUGAGGAAGUGCAAAGGGCCAUGGAUGAGUAUACUCAUGGAUUUGAGGCCCUUAAAGGCAUGCGAACAUUAAGGUGGAAACCUCAUUUGGGUCUGGUUGAGGUUGAAGUUGAACUGGCUGAUCGCACUCUGUCUUUAUCUGUCACACCAACUCAGGCCACUGCCAUUAUGCAUUUUCAAGAGAAAGAACGCUGGACUGUGGAAGAGCUUAGUGGCGUAAUGCAUGUUCCUCCUGGUCUCCUGAGGAGGCGUUUAGGAUUCUGGGUCAGUCAGGGUGUUCUCAAAGAGGAGUCUACAGACACGUUUAUUGUUAUGGAAAAACAAAAAGGACAACAACGAGCUACAGAAGUUGUCAUGGAUGCAGAGAUAGAAUCUGUUAUGGCUUCUUCACAUGAUCAAAGGGAGGAGGAAUUACAGGUAUUUUGGUCUUACAUUGUUGGUAUGCUGACCAAUCUGGAAAGUCUGCCAUUGGACAGAAUACAUUCCAUGUUGCGGAUGUUUGCUAUGCAAGGACCCUCAUCAAGCCAGUGCAGUGUGGAUGACCUGAGGAGGUUCCUAGAUCGCAAAGUUAAAGACCAAGAGUUGCAGUUUGUGAAUGGAUUUUACAGGUUACCCAAGUCAGGCAGAUAACAGCAAAAGUCAUCACAAACUAGCCAUAUGAGAAUUUCUAACCUUUGUUGUUCCAGUAAUCACAAUAUAUGAAGCUGGGGCAAAUAAAUGGAAGCACAGAUCAGAUACUGUUACGUAUCUUUCCACUGAAGUACUAAGGUUCCAAUAUUUACCUGGAAAAGCCUCUGCACAUUUCCCACUCUUUGGCUCAGGUUUAAAAAAUGUAUUGCUUCUGAUGGUACCUUCUUAACUAAAAGUUAAGAAUUGUGAAAGGGCAAUCAAAAACAAGAAGUAAACAGAGACCUGAAAAAUUUUUGAAAUAUCAUCAUCAACAACAAAAAAAAAAUGCUAUUUCAAGUUAAAACAGUUAACCAUUAUUUUAUUAGCCAUUGUAUAGUUCUUUACAUCACUCAAAAAUUACAUUUAAUAGAAAUUAAAAGGAUUGAACUCAUGUGGCAACAGUUCCAGGAGUGAAAUAUUCAUCCCAUUCUAUUUACACCACUCUUCUAUUGCACAAUACUUACAUUUACUUUGUACAUCACACACAUUAUUCCAAAAAAUUGUU